Molecule: messenger RNA, 1847 nt
Organism: Pseudophryne corroboree (corroboree frog)
Lineage: Eukaryota; Metazoa; Chordata; Amphibia; Anura; Myobatrachidae
Product: serine-rich adhesin for platelets-like
Exons: 6
Coding region: 6-1682 (558 amino acids)
Source: RefSeq, a predicted model, not a curated record
CCACAAUGUAUCGAGCCUAUCAGCCCACUUUGCCAACAGCUAACCUCUACCUACAGGAGAAAUGGGACAGGAGCAGAUAUGCAGAACACAGGAGAAAGGUAGAGAGAGCUGUCCCCGCAGUAAACUGCAAAGGAUUUCAAACACCUACACAUCUCCUCAUGAACAUGAAAAAAUUACAGAUGGAUAGAGAUCAGCGAGCAGUUAUAGAGAGACAGAACCACAUUCAUUCAACCAAGCUGAGCUCAAUACGCCAAUCUCAUGGACGAGUGGAUAACUGGAACUACUACCCUCAGCGCAGCCUUAAUAUAGGGCAGAGGCACCAAAACCUAAGCAGGAUAACUGAGGAAAAUGGGAAAAUAUUGGAAAGGAUCCUCAAAAGGGAAUCUGAAUAUGGAAGAUGGAAGUCAGAGUAUGAAAAGAUGGAAAGGAUUAGAUCAAACAUAUCCCGCUAUCCACAAGAUUCUGGCCCUGAUUGGGAAGGACAGCAGACAGUUACCUUUAUGGACAACAGAGGAAAACAAGUGGACAUCUAUGAUCUGGUGGAGGGCAGUAAGUCAGAUGGCUCACAAAACAGCAGAUCAACACUCAAACUUGAGAGUAUCCCUCAAACAGUAGAACACAGGACAAGCAAAGAACCCCUAUACCACACAGAGAAGAAGAGACAAAUCACUCCAAUUCAAGCUGAGACAUCCACACUGACUUUGUAUGGGAGCUCAAACUAUUGUGACUCGAGAGAUGGAUCCACCAACAGCUUCCAUAAGAGAGGGACCUAUCAAAGUGUAGAAUAUGAAAGAGCUGGUCAUAAACUACAGACUAGAUGUAAAUCAAGAGGUCAGAAAUGUCUUAGCAAUUCUAAGUAUGGUAUUAGUAAUGCGAAUUCUGGAGGAGCAAGCCUAUUCCUAGAGGAUUCUGAUGGAAGGGAAGAUAUGUCUCAGGAGGACAGUGUGAGACAGAAAUAUCAGUCAAGUAAUGAGCAUGACCAAUGUACAAGUCAGUCUAAAAAAAUAUCCAGAAGUGGCACAGCAUCUUACCGAUCCACAGAGUGUGAAACUGUCGUUUCAGACGCAGAAACAAAACCACAUAUGUAUGUCGGAUCAAAUCAGAGCUUUGACUUCUCAUCAGAGGAAUCUGAUGCGAGCUCUUGUUAUUCCCUAGAAGACUCUGGGGAGAGUCCCCAUCCUUCUCCCACACAUUAUUCAAGAAUGUCAAAAACCAAAGCAAUUAGUGCAAGCCCCACAUCACAAAAAGAGCCAGAGUUUGCAGAAGAUUCAUUACAUAGAAUGGAAAUUUCAAAUACAUUUUCACAGUAUGUAAGUAGAAGCCAAAACCCUUCACCAGAAGAAUCCAAGAGUCACUGUUCCUUACUGCAACCCACAAAAAGCAACUCAGAUCAUUCCUCAAGAGUGACCAACAGGAGCACAGACUCCUUAUCACUUGUGACAAAUAGCAAUCGGGUUGUAGUCUCGCAAUUAACCAGUAUGACUGCCAACAGUUCAAGUUCAUCAUCUCCUACAAAUCAACAAAGAAGCGCUGAUCUUAUAAACCAAAAUAUUCCUGCUGUGACCCUGACAAGAGACUCUAGAGGGCUAUCAGACUCUUCCUCCAAUGUGUCCACCAAGAGUCAUUUUGAAGGGAAAAUAUAUAAAGCGCUACACUGUAUAAAUGAGGCACUAUAUAAAUAAAUAGGCCUAAAAUGAGACAUGAUUAUUAUUCAGUACAAUCCGAUGAAGAUGCAGGCAGUAGUUAUAUCUAAGCAAGUAAAACACAAACCUUUGCGUUUGGCACCAAGAUUUAUAAUUCAAUUAGUCUGUAUAGACUGUGAUUUGUUUUUAAGCUUGUAGUGUUUG